Messenger RNA from Aplosporella prunicola CBS 121167, 5183 nucleotides. RefSeq lists its product as uncharacterized. Lineage: Eukaryota; Fungi; Ascomycota; Dothideomycetes; Botryosphaeriales; Aplosporellaceae. Gene Ontology annotation, biological process: microtubule cytoskeleton organization; maintenance of protein location in cell cortex; dynein-driven meiotic oscillatory nuclear movement. The transcript has a single exon. The coding region runs from base 208 to 4686 and encodes 1492 amino acids. Gene Ontology annotation, molecular function: tubulin binding; phospholipid binding. The record is from RefSeq and is a predicted model, not a curated record. Gene Ontology annotation, cellular component: mitochondrion; cell cortex.
UGCGGUGCGUGGGUGUUAGGAGACGCUAAUCGUGGGCGCAGCCAUGUUUCAGGCCCGCUAGAGGAUUUUGUCACUCAGUCCAAUUUGCAGUCACAAAGGCACAAGGGUAGCGGGUGCGUGACUUUUUUUUGGGGGGGGAGUUCAUGGUAAUUUUAGUAGAAGCGCUCGUCUCCCCCGGCCGCAACCGUCGUCUUUCAGCUCGCCGCCAUGGCGACCGACUACUUCUCCGGCAACGAGGCCGCCCACGCUGCGUCGGAGCUGCCAACGCCUUCUGAUACGUCCUACAUGACGCCACAGCCCUCGCUGUCACGGCGCUCGUCCCACUAUGGUACCCCGUCCUCCGAGGGUGCCAUAUCGUCGUCACCAGGUCCACAUGCGCCCGACUUCAACUCCGAUGAUGCCUCCAAUGAUGAAACAUUUUCCACCUUGGACCCAAGGCGAUUCACGCCCUCGCUGCAAGCAAAUCUCGUCGCAGAAAUCCUGUCUUUGCGCCGUGACCUCGAGUCUAAAGAUAGAACUAUUGACGAUCUCGAAGGCACUCUGCAUAACACAAAGGCCGAAAACGAAGUGUUGACCGACAAGCUAUCCACCAGCUUAAGGGAAGGCCGCUCCGCGAAGCGUCAUCUGCAGCAACUGGAAUCCGGCACUCUUUCCGCUCUCGAGGAACUCGUCAAGGAAAGGGACCAAGUCAAGGAAGCCAAUGCCGAACUGAGGAAAAAGCUGGAAGAGACGGAGAAAAAGGCCAGAACCCAGGAAAACGACACGGACCGCACGACCGACCUGUGGGAGCGGGACAAGGAAACCUGGGACUCUGACAAACGGACCCUGGAACGCCGGAUCCAUGUCACGGAAGCUCGCUUGAAGGUCGUACUCGAGGAACUUGCCGCGCAGACUGCAGCAGCACACGAUCACGUGGAGAGCGAACACGACGGCAAUGCCAGGGACCCCGCCCUUGGCAACGACAGUGACACCUCCAGCAUCCGCUCUCUCAAGCGCACCAGUUCCAUCCGACGCAGCCGGACAGGCAGCCAGCUCGGAAGACACGCGCGCGACCCCAGCGUUGGCAGCAUGUGGAGCGUCACCCGUGGAAAGCGGGCUUCGGUCCUCAGCUUUGCCGGUUCCGAGGCGCAGGCCAAACUGGCUGGGUUUAACCUCGCUGAUGAACUGGCUUUCGAUGAGGAUGACGAGGACUAUGACGAUUUGGAUCUGGAUACAGAUGAAUUAUUCGAACAUGAAAUGAGAGCACGGCGCGCUUUGGAAUUCCGGAACUCAAUGCAGUCGGACGGAAAAGCAAGGAAGAUGCUUGGCCUGAUGAACGGCACUUCGACCACGCCGAUUCAAUCGCCGGCACCGUCGAUUGGCACUACCUCGCGGGGACAGAGCAUAGACACGGUACCGGAGCCGAAGGUCGAACCAAAGGUCGAGGCUCCACCAAAGCCGGAGUACGUGGAUACAGGCGUGCAGUUCUCUCCCCCGUCAUCUCCACGCGUUGCGCCAUCUGUCAUGGCAGCCGCAAGGAACAGUGGCCACAUCAUCAGCGCUAUGGACAUCGAAGCAAACCAGAGGAAGAAGCGGGUUUCUAUUAUCGCUCCCGAACCAAAGGAAACUGUUCCACAGCGAAAGUCCGGGCUCAUGGUCUCGACGUCAAGCCAGACGCUGAAUCAGCCGCUCAGUCCCCCGGAAACCCCCACCGUUGGUGCUCCACAGUCCCCACAGACACCUGCAAUGAUCACUGCUUCGACGCAGACGGAUACGGAGACGCCAAAGGAGACGAAGGCCCCGUCUAAACCUGAUACCGAGUUCGCGGUUCCACCAUCACCUUCGAGAGCACCACCUCCGGCUCCCAUUGCUGUUCCUGCUAUCGCUAUCCACCCGCCCAUGUCUUCGCCCAGUUCGCCUAAGGGAUCUCCGCCCGACUCCCCAGAAGAAGCCAUCCUUCCGCCGAACACGAAGAGCACAUCCUGCCAGACAAGCUUCGAUUUGUUGGCGUACCUGCGGUCUAUGGAAAUGCAAAAGGAACCAGCCAGCAUCGACCAGAAAGCCUCCAAAAUCCCGCCCCACCUCCUCCCGUCUGCUCUCUCCUCUAAGCCGGAGACGCCUGUCAAGGAAGAAUUUGGCGAAAGAUCGGCCAUUGCAAUUGGCUUGGCGACGCCGUUUAGGGAAAAGGGCAAGAAUCCCUUGCUUCCUACGACGCAGGAGCUGCUGGAAUCGAUGCGGGCUGCGUCCAACAAGCCAAUCGAGGAUCGGUACCCCGGCAACAACGAUAACGGCCCGCUCGCCCGCGAUACCACGGACGGGAUCAGGCGGCCGUUUAGAACGAGCAGUCUCUUUGCUGGGUUUGGCAGUCCAGACUCGAAUGACGACGAGCAUUCGGCAGCCGAGGAGGAUUCGAGCGAUGAAGAGUACAGGCCGCGGGUCAUCUCGCAGGGCCGAGCGAUCAAGUACAGCCGCGCGUUUGCGAAGCCGCCCACGCCCGUGCCGGAAGAAAAGGAAACGCGCUCGCACCCUUCGUCGGCAAGGUCGUCGUUUGAGCGGCCGUCCAGAGUCGAGAAGCCGGUGCGCACGGCGUCGCACAGGAAGCAGCCGAGCAUGCGCCGCUCGGCCCUCGUGCAGAGCGGGAUUGCGCAGCACGAGCAGGCAUCGCGCAGCCCGAGCCCGGGCGAGGGCUCCAGCAAGUCGGCGCCGCCGUCGCAGAAGCCGCCGUUCCCCGUGCCGACGCGCUCGAGCUCGCGCCGCGUGCCGCUCAGCAAGAGCGAGGGCUCGACGAGCCCGACCCGCCGCGCCACCAACAUGUUUGCGAACCGUCGGCAGAAGAGCGGCGCUAAGCAGCCGCAUGCCCGCCAGGACAGUCUGCGCAAGGUGCGCUCCGCCGCCGUUAUCUCCAAGCCCCGCCCGCGCGACCGCUCGCCGCCGCCGCCGCCGCAGCAGCAGCAGCAGGUUCACUCGUCGCGCCGCUCGGGCCAUAGGAGCCAUCCGUCGAACAGCACGGCAGUGGGCAGCUCGGUGCAGUCAGUGAGCGUGGUGGACGCGAUCGCGGCGACGAUGGUGGGCGAGUGGAUGUGGAAGUACGUGCGGGGGCGGCGGUCAUUUGGCGUAGCAGAUGCGGUGGUGCCAGGCGACAUUGGGCGCGACGACGGCGGCGGCGGCAGCGGGGUGCGGCACAAGCGAUGGGUGUGGAUCUCGCCGUACGAGCGCGCCAUCAUGUGGAGCGGCAAGCAGCCCACGUCAGGCAGCGCGCUGAUGGGCAAGACGGGGCGCAAGCUGACUGUGCAAGCCGUCCACGACGUCAAAGACGACGCCGCGCCGCUCCCGCGCGGCACCACGCACUCGCAAAUCUUCUCCCGCUCCAUCCUCAUCCUCACCCCCGAGCGCGCCCUCCGCUUCACCGCCGUCUCCGCCGAGCGCCACUACAUCUGGCUGACGGCCCUCUCCUUCCUCGCCCACUCCGCCCAGGCCCUCCCCUCCCUGCAGUCGCCGCCCCAGGCCCCCCGCCACGAACACAGCGCGCACAGCAGGCCGACGCCCGCCCUCGGCCGCGCCCCGAUCCGCAACUCGGUGCGCCUGGCCAAAGACCGCUCCUCGCCGCGCGCCGCCAGCGCAAAGUACUACCGCCCGGGCGCCGCCGCCGAGCCCAUCUACGAGCACGAGCAGUUCGAGCCCGCCAUGUCCAUGGCAAUGACAUCGCCCACCUCGCCCCCCAGCGUCUCCGCGCUCAGCGAACCCGCCGCCAGCCCCCCCGAGGUCCCGCGCUUUGGCGCCCCGGCCCCCGCCCUCGCCCUCGGCAGGCCCCAUGGCCGCAAGCGCAGCCUCACUGGCCCCAGCGCCGUGCCGCCCCCGAUCCCGCCCAUGUCCGCUGCCCGCCGCGGCGCGAGCUAUGGCUACGGACCCCGCCGCCCGAGCGUCGACAGCGUGCUCUCGGACGGGGACGCCGCGCUGCCGCCUUCGGUGCCGUUGCGGGGGCAUCAGCAAGCUCAGCAGCAGCAGCAGGUCCAAGGCCGUGCUGGCGGGACGCUCGCAUCGCUGUUUGGGGGCUUGGUGGGCGGUGGUGGGGGUGCGCGUAGAGGGAGCGUGCAUGCUGCUCCUGCUGGUGGUGUGGAAGAGGAGAAGGACGACGACGACGACGACGACGACGACGCUGCCCUCCCGCCUAGUGUGCCGUUGCGCGGGCAUCAGCAGGGUCUAGGGCAGGGACGCGGCAACACGUUCACGUCGCUGAGUAGUGCGCCGUCGAUAUUCGGGGGCGGUGGUGGUGGGGGUGGCGGAGCUGCACCGUCUAUCUUCGGCGGCAGUAGCAGUGCAGGAGGAGGAGGAGGUGUAGGCGGCGCUCCAUCAGCUUCACGCAGCAGCACGCGCCGCCCCAGCGACGCGAGCACGGCCGCGCUGUCCGCUACGACGAGCAACACGACCGUCGGCGCGGGGAUGGGCACCAUGCGCAUGGAGGCGUUUGUGGGUGGGUUGGGCGGGGGUGCGCCGUCGUCUGCGGGCCUGUCGUCCCCUUUUGGCUUUGGUCUGUCCUCCCCAACGCACUCGAACGCGUCCGCGCCGCCGAGUUUGCGGGAGAAGAGCGCGCUGCGGUCGCUGUCUGGCCGGAACGGUGGUGGGGUGGGCAGUCCGGGCGGGAGGAGUGUUGGCAGUAGUGGUAGUGCUGGUGGUGGGGUGGACGGGGAUCUGUUUAGGGGGUUUUAGGUGGGGGGGAGGAAAAUGGGUGCGGUGUUUGUGUGUUUGUGGGUUUGUGGGAGGAGGGGAAAAGGUACGGGUGUUUGUGGUGUUUGUGGUGGUGGCUGUCUGUUUUUGCUGGUUUUUUCGGCGGGUUGUUUUUGUUUGUUUCGGGGUGGUGUAUGUGGCGCCUGGCUCCUGGCUUGCUUUCCCCUCACCCUCUUCUUCCCCUCUUCUUCCCCCUCUCUCUCUUUCUCUCUACCAUCCACAAUCGUCCAUCAUGCGCGCAUUUCAAGCGCAAGACUCGCUAUAUACCCAUCCCAUCCCAUCCCAUCCAUCCAUUAAUCCAAAUUCUGAACAAAUAAAUAAAUAAAUAAAUAAGCAAGCAAGUAUCGAUUUAACUAUCGAUUAAUUAAUUACGGCUGGCUAAGUUACUAGCUAAGUAAAUAGCUGGCUAAAUAGUUAAAGAGAGUAAAGAGAGUAAUAGGCAGGGCUUACUAUAUAGAUAUUUAUAUAUAUACGUACGU